Messenger RNA from Spodoptera litura, 2797 nucleotides. Its product is annotated as fatty-acid amide hydrolase 2-B. Gene Ontology annotation, cellular component: endomembrane system. NCBI's taxonomy places the organism in Eukaryota, Metazoa, Arthropoda, Insecta, Lepidoptera, Noctuidae. The record is from RefSeq and is a predicted model, not a curated record.
UGUAUGAUUGAUUGGUUUUAAGAAUUUUGGACUAAAAAUUUACGAGAAUUUUCUGUGAAAACAUGGUGUAUUGUUUGAAAUAUUUGUCCAUGAUGUGCCAAUAUGUAGUUAGAGUAUCCCGGUAGCUAACUAGAAAUGUUCCUGGCGAACAAAGAGCUUCAAGUGCUUUAGUGUCUUGAAGAACCAAUGAGGGUUUCACAGAGUUCUCUCGAUAGUUUGGAAGAUAUGGCUGAAAGACGAUAUUCCUUUUCAGAUGGAAGUGGGAGUCCAAGUGGUAGGCAUAGUCCUCCGCCUACUAAACUUCUUCCUGGCACCACUGUUCUGGUUCCGCGCGAGAGACAGCCGUCGUCUGCCGCCCAUCACCAACCCCGUGCUGCUCAAAAGUGCUGCAGAAUUAGCAGCGUCUGUGAGGAAGGGUGAGAUAUCAAGCGAAGAACUAGUGACAGUGUUCAUAAAUCGCGUUAAAGAAGUCAACCCGUACCUCAACGCUGUUGUAGAGGAACGGUACAGGGCUGCGAUAGAAGACGCAAAGGCCAUAGACCGGUGGAUAGUGGAUGCUAAGAAGAGUGGCUCCUUCGAAGAGCUGGUCAAAGAGAAACCGCUAUUAGGGGUGCCAUUUACUGUAAAGGAGAGUUGCUCGCUUGCCGGUCUAUCAAACUCGGUGGGAUGCCUAGAGAACGCAGGUCGACGGGCCACCGCCGACGGAGGUGUGGUCAGCCUCGUGAAGAAGGCUGGGGCCAUCCCUCUACUAGUAUCGAAUACUCCCGAGCUCUGCCUCGGCUGGGAAACCACUAACCUGCUGCGGGGAACUACGAACAACCCUUACUGUUUGAACAGGACUCCUGGUGGAUCUUCGGGAGGCGAGGCGGCGCUGCUAGCUAGCGGUGCGUCGGCGCUGAGCGUGGCGUCCGACAUCGCGGGCUCCAUCCGCCUGCCCGCCGCCUUCUGCGGGGUCUUCGGACACAAACCCACUCCUGGAGUGAUAUCUAUCGACGGGCACAUUCCUACACUGAGCGACGAGCAGUUCCCGAAGUUCCUGACGGUGGGCCCCAUGACGCGCCGCGCGGACGACCUGCCGCUACUCAUGACUGUCAUGGCCGGCCCACAUAACUCGCUCAACCUCGACAAACCCGUCGAUAUGAGGGAGGUUAAGGUCCACUACAUGUUGGAAGCGACGAACGCGAUGGCAUUAUUACGAGUGGACCGAUGCAUCCGCGACGCAGUACGUAACGCUGUCACUUACCUGGAGAAGGAGUGUGGCAGUACUGUUUGUCAGGAUAAAUUCAAAGACUUGGAAGACUCAGUCGAAAUAUCGGUGUCCGUAUUUUUUGCAAUGAAGGACAUUCCAAAUCUGAUGCAAGAUCCCGCCAAUCCGAAACGUGACAAAAGUUUGGUCGUCGAGCUUAUAAAAUAUAUGUUUGGCGGUGGUUCGCGGUCACUACAAGGACUGAGCUUUUCACUUAUUAACAGAAGUCAUUUGUUCAUACCUGAGGCACGGAGUAGCUAUUAUCAUGCUAGAGCAAAUAAACUGCGUGAACAUAUGGAGAAAAUUCUGGGUGACAAUGGCGUGUUGAUCUACCCAGUGUUCAUCGGUCGAGCUCACCAUCAUAACCAGGUGUUCCUAAAAGCUUCAGGCGUCAUGUACACCAUGGUCUUCAACAUCCUGGGCAUGCCCGCCACCACCGUGCCCAUGGGACUCUAUAAAGGAUUGCCUGUUGGAAUACAGGUAAUAGCAGCUCCACAUCAAGACAGACUGUGUUUGGCUGUUGCCAAACAACUGGAGAUCGGCUUUGGCGGCUGGAAACCGCCCCAGUAAUUAUAUCUAAGCAAAAUAUUAAUAAGAAACUACCAAAAUCGUUCAUAAGUUCAACAAACCACAUGUAUGGCGUGGUUUAUCUUUUUUACCAGAAAAAUAAACUAGAAGUGUAAUAGAAUAUUUCAUAUUACUUUAUUCUAUUUUGUACGUAAAUGUAUGUGAUAGUAAUCUCUAUUUAAAUUGAUCGUAUAAUCGGGUACUUGACUAUUUUUGAAAUUGUUAUACCUACUUGCAUAAAAAUAUGAAAUUUUCUAUCCUUUUCUCCCGUUUAACGGAACAUAACCCUAUAUGUAAGUAGUUGUUGCCUUUACACUCAAAAAAUAUAUAUCUUGUUUUCUACUUGUCAUUGAACUUUUUAGAUAUUUGUAAAAUAAAAUAGUCGAGCACCCAAUUUCAUUAGAAAUAUCCUAGUGUGCAAUUUAGGUCGAUUUAUUUCUAUUAGUUAUUGUUGCCUUAGCUCAGUUAUUUAAUGAAUUUAUCGUUACUUUAAGUCUGGAUAUAAAUUAAAACAGUAUUUUAACGUUCCAUUUGUUUAUUGAGCAGAUAUUUUUUUUGGAUUCUAGGUAAAUCUUCAAAUUAUGUAGAAAUGUAAUGUAAUUACAUUGUAAUCUAUUUAUGAUAGUAGUACCUAUUGUACAUUUUGUAUGUAUGCUAAAGUAUAGAUGUUAUUAUACGAUGCCUAAUUACUUAAAUAAAUACCAAUGAUAUACGAGGUAAUGGAUGCUUAUCAAUUCUUUGUGAUGGGUGCUUCUAAUUAUUUCACAAUCAGGUACACAAUUUAGCAUCCCUUUUUUAUUUUUGUUGACUUUUUAUUUAUAAUAAUAAUAAUUUUAUUACCUAAAUGUGCUGUGAGUGUAAUAUUUAGUUGUGAACUAAAUAUUAGUAACAUAAUUCUCGUGUAGAUUUCUAAGUUGAUCAUUGUUCGCACUCUUUAAAUUAUUGUAAUUGGCUGUAGCGAAUGAAAUAAAUGAAAUGGUGCGA